Messenger RNA from Sinocyclocheilus rhinocerous, 2384 nucleotides. RefSeq names its product band 4.1-like protein 4. The transcript has 21 exons. Gene Ontology annotation, cellular component: cytoskeleton. Lineage: Eukaryota; Metazoa; Chordata; Actinopteri; Cypriniformes; Cyprinidae. The record is from RefSeq and is a predicted model, not a curated record. Bases 332 to 2281 code for a protein of 649 amino acids. Gene Ontology annotation, biological process: actomyosin structure organization.
UUGGCAACACACAGCAUGUAUCCAAGUGAAACACGUUCAGUGAGUCAGGAGGUUUUGAUGGGACACUCGGAUCAAUCCAGCCCCACACCACCAGCUGAAGUCACCUGCGGGCCCAAAACAGAAGUAAAGGCUCGGGGAUUUACUUUUCAGCACACAGAGUGUAUUCAUCAUAUGAGUUCAGAUGGGACAAACAUCAGGUGCAUGAAGACUCGAGCGGAGAACAUGUAACAAAGGAGGACAGGAGCUGGAUGAUGGAUUGUAACAUCCCGAGCUUUCUCUAGGCUCUUCAGUUUGGAUCAGAACUCUUUGUGGAUCUUCUGUCUAGUUCAAGAUGAGUUGUUUCUGUUCAGUCCAAGAGGAGUUUUACUGUGAGGUUCUGCUCCUGGAUGAGUCCAAGCUGAUUUUAACCACCCAGCAGCAGGGAAUAAAGAAAUCAACCAAAGGCUCUGUAGUGCUGGAUUAUGUGUUCAGUCACGUGAACCUUGCCGAAUCAGAGUAUUUUGGGCUUCGCUAUUGCGACCGCAGUCAUCAAACGGUCUGUUGUCUCAGCGGUUAUGACAGAACCAAUCAGUGCUUCCACGAAUGCGCUUCUACUGGACCUCCGUUCACGCUCUACUUUGGGGUGAAAUUUUAUGCUGAAGAUCCUUGUAAACUAAAAGAAGAAAUUACACGGUAUGAGUUCUUCCUGCAGGUAAAGCAGGACGUCCUGCAGGGGAGGCUUCCCUGUCCGUUUAACAUCAGCACACAGCUGGGAGCGCUUGCUAUUCAAUCUGAGCUCGGAGAUUACGACCCGUACAAACACACGCCAGGUUACGUGUCUGAAUAUCGCUUUGUCCCCGACCAGAAAGAGGAGCUAGAGGACAGCAUCGAACAGAUUCAUAAAACGCUCAUGGGUCAGGUGCCUGCCGAGGCUGAAAAUAAUUACUUAGCAAUUGCCAAAACACUGGAGAUGUACGGCGUGGAUCUGCACCCUGUGUUUGGAGAAAAGCAGUCGGAGUAUUUCCUGGGCCUGACGCCUGUCGGGGUCGUGGUUUACAAAAACAAAACACAAGUGGGGAAAUAUUUCUGGCCAAGAAUUACGAAAGUGUAUUUCAAGGAAACCCAGUUUGAGCUGCGGGUUAUGGGCAGAGAUUGCAAUGAGACGUCGUUCUUCUUCGACGCUCCCAGUAAGACAGCCUGCAAGAACCUGUGGAAGUGCUGCGUGGAGCAUCACACCUUCUUCAGAAUGCCAGAGAACGAGUCUAAUUCACUAACAAGGAAACUGUCCAAAUUCAGCUCUCUGGGCUCGAAGCAUCGCUACAGUGGAAAGACUGCGAUGCAGAUCGGACGAGAGCAGUCUGUGACACUGCCGCGACCCGACCUACAGGUGAUCCGAACCCGCAGCAAGACCUACCCGAAGAGAAGCACACAGCCCGCAGGUGAGCCGCAUCUCACGCCCGGUUCACACCCGAUGAGGUGUUUCUUGAGACAAACAACCACACAGAACACUCCAGGCCAAGGCGGUCUGUACAACUCGGCCAGCGAGCGGAACAAAUCUCCCAAAUUCCCCAAAGCUCACAGACGUUCACCCUCAGGAGGCAGCGAGAACGAGACGUCUCACUCGGCCCGCCGCAGAAAAGGUCAAACCACUGACGACCCACAGGCCAACAAACAAUACAGGAGGAGGUCACGUUCCCGUGGAAACACCAGCAGCGGCAGCGAAUCCGAGAAUUCCAACAGGGAACAUCGUAAAAAAAGAAACCGGUCCCGGCAGGAGAACGAGAUGGUUGACUCUGGUCCGCAGUGGGAGGUUGUGCUACGCAGACAGAAGGAAAAAAACCCCAGCGAUCCCAACCAUCGGCGCUCGCGACACCGCUCACGAUCACGAAGUCCAGACGUCCAAGCUAAAGAGCAGCUCUGGAAGCACAUCCAGAAGGAGCUGAUCGAACCUUCAGGUCUCUCUGAGGAGCAACUAAAGGAGAUUCCGUACAAGAAAGUGGAAACACAAGGUGACCCGAUCAAGAUCCGCCAUUCACAUUCUCCCAGGAGCUUCCGGCAGUUUCGACGCUCCCACUGUUCGGAUGGCGAACGGUCUGUGCUCUCUGAGGUCAACUCUCGGACCGAUCUGGUGCCUCCUCUCCCGGUUACCCGCACCGCAGACGUGCCUGGUUCCAGCUCGACCCCUGCACAGAAGAAAAAAGGCUCCAAAGACACUCUCUCAGAGAGCUCCGAGCAGGACGCAAAAAGCACCGCCAAGGUGGUGAAGACCGUACACACAUCUCGAGUGAAAACAGAGACGUGACCGUUUUCACAGUCGACGUGUCAAGGACGAACAGCAGGUUUGCCAGUGAAAUGAAAAGUCAGGUGGAGCCUGUAUGAAAACACUGAAGUUAUGCAGAUAAAAA